This is a messenger RNA of Cricetulus griseus (Chinese hamster), 583 nucleotides long. The record is from RefSeq and is a predicted model, not a curated record. Lineage: Eukaryota; Metazoa; Chordata; Mammalia; Rodentia; Cricetidae.
UGUGUGUGUGUUUUGUUUUGUUUUAAUAGGUGCCUUCCACUAAAUUUUCGGAAAGAUGAAAUAAGAGGGAUUUAUAAAGAUCGGAUGAAAAUUGGAGCAAACCUUGCUGAUGUUGACCCAAUGCAACUAGAUUCUUCAGUACGAUUUGACAGUGUUGGUGGCCUGUCGAGUCACAUUGCAGCACUAAAGGAGAUGGUAGUGUUUCCCUUACUGUACCCGGAAGUCUUCGAGAAGUUUAAAAUCCAGCCCCCCAGAGGUUGUUUGUUUUAUGGUCCACCUGGAACUGGAAAAACAUUGGUUGCUAGAGCACUUGCCAAUGAGUGCAGCCAAGGGGAUAAAAGAGUGGCCUUUUUCAUGAGGAAAGGGGCUGAUUGUCUGAGUAAAUGGGUUGGAGAAUCGGAAAGGCAGCUGCGAUUGCUUUUUGAUCAGGCCUAUCAGAUGCGACCAGCAAUUAUUUUCUUUGAUGAAAUCGAUGGUCUGGCUCCAGUACGAUCUAGCAGGCAAGAUCAGAUUCACAGGUAAAACUUGCUUGUGCUGAUGUUAUAUGAAAGACAAGUAUUAAAUGGUGAGAGAAACCCAAAUA